UCGAGCACACGUGAACUAUACCUAAAUGCCGUGCCUGGCCGCGAGUCGCGUGGCGUAGCCAAGCAACGAGCAUGCCAUGACCGUCGACGCCGAUAGUCUCCGAUGGAACCGUACUAAGGACGGACCGGACGCACCAGGACCUACCCGAACAGGGUCUCGACUCCCGGUGCGCGACGUCGUGCCGUCGUGGUCGUCGUGCUGAUUCAACUUGGAGCGAAUGGACACCGGCCAGGAUCGCCGUCAUCGAUCGCCAGGAGAGACCGUAUCGCAGGUGUUCGCUGAGCGACCGAUCGACCGGGCUCUUUCGUGCACUCAGGGAAAGAUCGUGAUAAGGAAACUGUAGACGAGUUCUGACAGAGAACAAGGCGGCUAUCGGCCCAAAUUCAACGUGUCGGAGAAACGAUGACGUGCGCGUCUCACGCGCGAGUAAACCUGCCACCGGAAAUCCAUAAAGUCGUGCGAUCGCGGGGGAGUUCCUCUUCAUACUACACAUCGGAGGUCCAAUUCGGCCGCAAAGAUCCCCCCGAGCGAUCUAGUCGAUCGUAAUGCAAAAUCGAUCGUGCUCGGGGGGAGGCUAAAGGGAUGCAUCCGGCAGAUUUUUUCAACGAGAGGAGUUUCCGGAAACAAUAGACUCUUCUCGAGACAAUCAGCGAUCUCGAAGUAGAAAUCGCGAUUACCUUGCUCUCGAUCUUGAAGACUAUCGCGACUGAUAAAAAUCAGCACACACGCGAGGCAUAUUAUUAUAUAAUAUCAAUCUCGAUCGAGAUCUCUUUCUGCUUAACGAAGCGGAAAGAGAAUUACGCAGCUCUAGAAAGAGGAGGAAGAGGAUAAUUAAUUUCAGCGACGCUAAUUAGCCAGCUAUUCGAUGUUAUUUGCGAGGAACGGGAAGAGACGCGGAUUAGGAUCGUGCUUAUCGGAUCGACGAUAAAGGACGGGAUAAAAUGCAGAAGAUAGCGGUGAUGGCCGCGAUGCAAAAGGCCCAUGCCUCUCAUAACGGCAGCAACAUUUAUGGGGAUGCGAAUAAUAACGCCGUGCCGGAUUCCAACGGCUCGUCGUCGACCAGCAAAAGCGGUCGCUUCGAUGCGGAUCUGCACGGCAACGUUAACAUUCUUCUUGGUUGCGCCAUGAUCAGCGGUGUGAUCAUGAUGGUGGUGCUCAUAUGCUACUGCUGUCACAAGAACGUCCGGAAGCAUCGACCGCAAGAGUACUCGCAGUACUGGAGGGCCGAACCAGACAUUCAUAGUCUAGAAGUGUUCACCAUGGACACACAUGCUAUGCAGUGCCUCGAGAGAUCGGCGGGGACUCAGGCCCAUCAGGAAGAAGGAGUGCCCACGUCUCUUCCGGCGUGUCCCGUGACCUCGGGCCCACCGCCGGCUUACGAGAGCCUCAUCUUCGACCCUCGGGCACUGCCCUCGCCUACGGACAAGAAAGACGAGUCCGACGAUCCCGGUAGCAUCAUCUCGCCCCCGGUUAGCAGCCUGCCCAGCGAAUCGGAGGCUAAUAGGAUCAACAAGCGAGAAGAUGUCCCGAGGGACGAUCAGGGUUUGCCUUCCUACGAGGCCGCCCUCAAAUUAGAAGCCGACGGCUAUGUUUAAGGUCUGGACGAGGAUCGGAAACUUGCCUCAAACUGCGGAUCUUGAAUCGCGAAUUUUUAGAAAGCGCCCCCGAGUCGUGGAUUUCAUCGGAUAUGAAACUUCGUGAUCGGGACGUGGGCGACUCUGUGAUUGGCUGUGAACGAUGACUGGAGGCAGCUGAAGUCAACAUUCACGCGAAAAUAUUUGUAAGACUUGCUAUUCCGAACCGGAACAGAAACCUGAGAUUGGAUUCUUAAUAAAAAAAAUGAACGAAGAGAUGAGCUUAUUUUUCGAGCUCGAUUUGCCAUCCAAAAAUAAGAUACAAGAGAAACUUGGGAAAAUACUGAGAGAAAUCAUUUAUCUCUAUGCUUGAAUUUAAGAUGCAUAAAAAAAAUACAGAAUGAUUUUAAUCCAAAAGGUGAAAGAAGAAAAAUAGGUAUAGCGAGAUUUAUUUUUGAAACCCAGUUAUAUAGAUAGAUAGUAUAUAGAUUUUUUUUAUAUAGAAAAUUCUAUAUUAAGAACAUUCUAAAAAAAUAGAAAUGUUUUUUUCUCGAAUCUUUUAUAGAAGGAUUUUCUAAUAAUUCUUCGUAAAAAUAAUAAAUUACAAAAAAAUAAGUGCCUAAAUUCGUUCUUUUUCGGAGAACGUAAAUAAAAGAUAAGAUAAAAGAAAAACGUUGAGCAAUUUUUCAAAAGUAUGCAGUGUUUUUUUUUUACUUUUAAUUAAGUAAAACGACACGUAAAACUUUCGCGUGAUUUUCGACCGAUAAAAUAUAAUAAAAAAAAAUGUUUCGUAAAAAAUGCAAUAUUUCGACUUUUCUAUUUUUCGAUGAUCUCUAUGAUUAAACGUAUCGAUAAAAUUUUAAAUGUAAAUUGUAUAUGUCGUAGGACUAUGUAUAUUCAAUUUUAAAUAUAGAAUGCGCCGUAAAUGAAUAUAGACAAGCACGUAAUAAAGAUAUAUGUCAGUAUAUAUAUGUAUAUGAAAAAAAAAAACGGUAUUGUACGUGCAUACAAGUUGUAUAGUCAGCGAAGAGAAAGACCUAAUUUCACAGGUAAUUACAUUUUAUAGGUACUAAGGAGGAGAAUUCUUAACGGCAUAUUUUUCUCUCGUCGGUCAUUAGUUUAAGAGAGCAACGGGAGAGAGCAUACACAAAACGCGACACCGUUAUAUAGCUUAGUAUGAGUUUCCGUUUGAAUAAACAAUGUACAAUCGUGAUAACGUAAAUGAUAUCCAUUUCGCAAAAUGGCGCACGACAUCCCGGAAUUUAUGUGCAUUUCGUUGAGAGACUGUUCCAAAGCCAUACCAUUUUACAUGUAACUUUUCUCCGUAUAUGAUAGGUGAAUAUGUAAAUGAAGAGCCUGUGCAUUAUGUACAUUCGAUAUGCAUUUUCAAGCGUGCCGCGGCAUACAACAAUCGCGCAAUGAUGAUUUAUUAUUAUAUGUAUGCCGAAUAUUAUGCAGCGAGCAUCAUCGAUAAAAUUAUAUCUGUCACGAGCGAAGUGACACUAAUUUGAUUCAUUUACAUUAAUAUAAGAUAUUAUUGCGCACUGUAUGAAUUUGCAAAUUGACAAUUAUGAUUUUUUUGCAAUUUCUAUCUCUCAAUUACAACUGCAAUAAUAAUUAGUGCAAUGUGUUGUUAAAGAACGUCGAUAAUCUUGUGUAAAUAAUAAUCGCUAUAUACAUUUCUCUCUCGCUUUGUAUAUAUAUUAUUAAAUUUCAACAGUUUAAACACACAGUCGAA
Messenger RNA from Nylanderia fulva, 3312 nucleotides. RefSeq names its product spermiogenesis-related protein stanley-cup (gene s-cup). NCBI's taxonomy places the organism in Eukaryota, Metazoa, Arthropoda, Insecta, Hymenoptera, Formicidae. The record is from RefSeq and is a predicted model, not a curated record.